AUGCUCAGCUCUGGUUUCAGGUCCCCGGUGGACCUGAAACUGACGCUAAACCCUAUUCUGCAGCACAUGCACCACAUUGCCAGCCUGGCCUCUAGCAGCCUGGCCUCUAGCAGCCUGGCCUCCAGCAGCCUGGCCUCCAGCAGCCGGGAGCUGCUUCAGCAGCUGGUCACUUCCUACCCCUACACACCCAUGGUCAUUGUCACCCUGCACACCUUCACCCAGCUGGCCGCCUCCUCGCUCAUCGACAUCACCAAAUGGUUACAGCUGUUUCUCCAGUACAUGAAGGAGGACCCUAGGAAUGCAGUCAAGAGACUGGCCAUCCAGGACUUGAAGCUCCUGGCUAAAAAGGCCACCUAUCUCUGGAACAGAGAAAACACUCAGGUGGGGUCUUGUGUCCCACACAUACCUGCAAAUUCCCUUCUCCAUAAUCCAACAGCGAGUGGUGAAUUAUCUUUCAUUGGUUAUUAUGAGGAUAAUCCAUGUGAUGCUUUCACCCCUCCUCGGCUCAUUGACCUUGUUAAGCUAGCGCAGGAAUGCUGUUACCACAGCAACCUGGCCUUCUCUGCCCAUGGAGUCACUGUGCCCGCCAACAUCGUCAUUUCCUAUCCAGAGAAAGACAUGAUGCAUCUGGAGCAGGACACCGUGAUGGGGGUGGAGUCUCUGCUGGUGCUCUGCAGUCAGGGCGACCGCCCCAGAACUCAGGCCACGCUCAAGAUGGCUCUCACCUCAUUGGUCCAGCUGCUGAAGAGUCGCCCCCACCUCAGCCAAUCGACUGUGGCGUUCCUGCUGUGCCAGCUGCACUCGGCCUGCGACCCCUCAAACGUGCUGAUAUGCCACGCCCGGGCGGCCAUCGCCACCCAGCUGCCCGUGCUGGGAUAGGGCAUGCUGGGGGAUCUGGUGGACUUCUACCGGGUGGCCAUUCACUCUUUCACCGACAAGCUGCAGGUGCUCCUCCUUUCCCUGGCGACUGUGGUGUUUGUGGCUAGCCAGUCGUCCCUGUCGGCGGAGGUGAAGACGGUGAUCAAGCAGCAGCUGGAGAACAUGGCCAUCGGUUGGCAGACCUCGCGCAUGGGUUGCCAUGAGUUCUCCAGCAAGCUGUACCAGAGCCUGCAGACGCAUGUGUCCUCGGAGCAUUUCUACUUCUGGCUCAACGGUCUGAAGGAGUUCUCCCAGGCCGUGCUGUGUCUUAGCGGCCUGGAGGACAGAGACUACAGUGUAGCUAUGGCGGCCAUCGCCGAGGCCCUGCGCUCUUACCAGAAGGGCAUCACCUCCCUGACGUGUGACGCGGUCAUAUCUCUGCUUAAUGUUGCACUGUCUUUCCAGAGGUACUUCUUCCAGAACCUCCAGUCAACCAGUAUUUUAAGGGAACUAACUAAACUUUCUCUCUCCCCAUCUCCUCGGACCCCAACCGAGCCAAUCCCGGUGCAGAACAACCAACAGCUGCCUCUGAAGGUGGAGGGCGUGGUGCAGCAUGGCUCUACCCCUGGAUUGUUCGGCAAGAUUCAGUCUGUCUGCCUCAACGUCAGCUCCGCUCUCCAGACCAAGACUGGUGGGCUGGAAUACUAGAUUCCACUGGUCAGCAAGACCAAUGAAAUUGAGCAGCGGGUGGAGCCCCACAACGACUACUUCAGCACCCAGUUCCUGCUCAUCUUUUCUAUCCUGGGCAGCCACACGGUCAACGUGGAGGCCUCAGUGGUGGACGAGAUCUGCAUGGAGUGGAAGACGCCCAAAAUCACUGUGUCGGUCAAGUCCCUGGAGGACCUUUACUCCCAGCAGCUCUGCCACCACCACCAACAGCAGCAGGCACAGCAGGCUAGGCCCAAGCCGGCCCCCCCAGAGGAGUAGUGUACAUGCCCGCUUCCAGUGAUACCCUCAUAAAACCCCUCUAACCCAUUGCCUUGUCCCGAAGGUCUUGGUUUGUUUCCUUCCCUUUCCUUCUCUGAAAUGACUGGACUGAAGAAAUAGAGGCAACGGUUUGGUGAACAUUCACCUACUCAUGGUUGCUUUCACUUAUCCAUUUAUUUUAGGUUAGUGUUCACAGAAUGGAGGAAGGGAGACAAAGCUAUGGAACGUUAUAGUUGAGCCCCCCCAGGAGGUUGCUUGUCUGGCAGAAUUUCAGGUGACUGUUUACUAAUAUUCUAUACAUUUUCCAAUUGUUAAAGACCACAUUUUACUGAAGCUCCGCAAUGUGAGUCUUUGUGCGAGUGUAGUUUAAUUCUUGUCACGUGGGGGAAGUAGGACAGAUGCCCAUUAUAUUAUACGGAUUGGCUGCGGAUCCGAGUUGUCUGGAAACCUUUUCCCAACAGCUAGAGCCAAAGCUUCUGCGCAUGUGCGGGACUCUCUACAUAACGCACAGUCUCUGCUCUGCUCGUUCGGCUGCCCAGAGAACAGGCUAAUCAGGCGUAUUUGUGGUGAAUGGUGCUUAUUUAAUGAAGUUAGAUCGAAGCUAAAUCAAUGUCUGCAAGAUCACAAUAUUAAUAUUCUACAUCACUUAAUAUAUCUUUGUGCCUUUAUUAGCUUUCAAUAAAGGACUUGUAAAGUGGAAAUAUAAAUGUUCA
Molecule: messenger RNA, 2558 nt
Organism: Oncorhynchus tshawytscha (Chinook salmon)
Lineage: Eukaryota; Metazoa; Chordata; Actinopteri; Salmoniformes; Salmonidae
Product: integrator complex subunit 7
Biological process (GO): snRNA 3'-end processing
Cellular component (GO): integrator complex
Source: RefSeq, a predicted model, not a curated record